AUGGACCUUCCGCAGCAAGCAACCACCGUCGAACAGCUCGUGAGCAGCACCAUCGUCCUCCACAGCAGCAGCAUUGUCCUUCUCGACAGCAUCAAGGUAAGCAAAUACCCAUCGCGGUCGCUGCAGUGCCAGCAAACCAUUGCCGCAGGUGGGAGCACCAUCCAGCUCGUCCACCUCCACAACACCAUCUUCGCGCAUACCGGCGCAACCGCUCGAGCAGACGAAGCAGUGCUGACCGCAAGACCAAUCACUGUAGUCACCCUCAAUCCCCACCGCCAUCCGAGAACCCCCUCCCCUCCUCCACCAAUAUCUCCCCUCGCUCCCACCAUUAUGGAGCAAAUCAGCUACGACAUGAGCUGCAAGGACGAGCCCGAAUGGGCCAUGAUCCCAAACAAGGAGGAGCGCAAGCAGCAGCGGGCCGACAUGCGCGAGGCCAACAAGAAGAUGGACGACCUCGACCGCGCCUUCGAGCCAACAGUGCCGAAGGAGGCGGCCAGAGAGGAGGAAGGGCCGGACGAGAUGGCACCAGAGAAGCCCAAGGGCUUGCUCAGCAAGCUCUGGCGCAAGGCGAAGGACAAGCUGAAGAAGACGGCGUCCCGAGCAGAGGAGAAGAUGAUGGGCGAGCACAGUGGCGGACAGGGUGCCUAG
Molecule: messenger RNA, 648 nt
Organism: Saxophila tyrrhenica
Lineage: Eukaryota; Fungi; Ascomycota; Dothideomycetes; Mycosphaerellales; Extremaceae
Exons: 2
Coding region: 1-648 (215 amino acids)
Source: RefSeq, a predicted model, not a curated record